CAUCCACCUGGACUCUUGACUAUUUUUUUCUUCUUCCUCCAACAAAAAAAAAAGUUUUAUUUUCUUAUUUACUAUUUAAGCAAAGCAGCAAAGUUCGACUUUACUGAAUUACAUCGACUUUAUUGGAGCUCGCGCGCCGCAGGUGGAUAUGACGUCACGGACCGGGAGCAAAAAAACACAACAACAAUCUAAAUCCGCGACAUUUUCCCCCCCUCGCGCGAGGCAUAUUAAAGUGUAAAAAAAGAACCCCAAAACGUCGGAAGGAUCCCGCGUUUCUAACUGAGAAGUUUUUAAAGCGUUGUUGAAAGUCCCGAUUCCCUGCUUCAACGCAGCACUUUCCGGUCAGAGACACGCGGAGAUCCUGACCGCUGAAGUUAGUCCCUAAAGCGGAGUAAUUAGUGUUUACAGUGCGAUUUAUCGCACGCGCUCUGCCCAAACACAAGAUCACGCCAAGAGUACAAACCGUCGCCGUGCCAUUUCAUCAAGCCGCGUCUUAUUAUUUUAUUUCUUUAAACAAAAACAAACGUCCAAAUUACGAGUCUGCUGGCAGAGGCUUUGGAAGAAGCGGUCCAUCUUGAUCUUCUCCACUUGCGCCUGAAGGCCCCUUUUCUGACAGCUCUUUGAUGUUCAACCCCUCACAGUGCUGUGGUGAAUUUUGAUUGGAAGAAUGGAAUGUCAGACUUUUCAAAACAUCUGAUGAAGGGAGAAGAACCCAGUGUCACAGUCUUUUUGGAUGCUGAAUUCAGAGAAAAAACGAGAAGGCUAAACUCCAAGAGUUGUAACCGAAGACGGCUUCAAGCAAGCGAGUCCUUGGAAGAAGGCCUUUAAGUCAUGAUGCAAGAAGCGGGGACAGCGGAGGCGACGAGCAACGGAACAGUCAAACAGAACGGGGUGGUAGUUGAAGGUGGGCUUCGAGACAUACGAUCCAAGAGCGCCACACCUUCCUCUGACAUCACAGCCACUAACCUCAUGACCCUUCAGCAGCAACAGGCUCUACAGGUUGCAAGACAACUCCUUCUUAAGCAGCAGCAGCAGCAGAGUGGGGCUAUCAAGUCUCCCAAAAACAACGAGAAACAGCCUGCACUGCAGGUGCCAGUGUCAGUGGCUAUGAUGACUCCGCAGGUGAUAACUCCUCAGCAAAUGCAGCAGAUUCUCCAGCAGCAAGUCCUGAGCCCUCAACAGCUCCAAAUCCUCUUGCAGCAGCAACAGGCCCUGAUGUUACAGCAGCAGCAACUUCAGGACUUCUAUAAGAAGCAGCAAGAAUCACUCCAGCUCCAACUUCUUCAACAACAACAUGGCAGCAAACAGCACAGCAAGGAGGUUUCUGCGCAGCAGUUGGCGUUUCAGCAGCAGCUCCUUCAGGUUCAGCAGCUGCAGCAGCAGCACCUGCUCAGUCUGCAAAGACAAGGCCUGCUGUCCAUCCAGGCUAACCAGAAUCUGCCUCUGCACUCUCUCGCUCAGGGCGUGAUUCCAGCUGAGCUGCAGCAGCUGUGGAAGGAGGUAACGGGCGCACACGUGAAGGAGGAGAACAGCGGCAGCAACAACGGCCACCGUGGCCUGGACCUGUCCUCCGCCUCACCCGUGCCUCCCAAAAGCAGCCUCCUCAACCAGCACGCUACGACCAACGGCCAGUACAGCAGCCACGCACUCAAGAGAGAGAGCUCGGCGCUGGACGAGCACACACACCACAGCCACCCGCUCUACGCACACGGCGUGUGUAAAUGGCCAGGAUGUGAAGCAGUGUUCGAGGACUUCCACUCUUUCCUCAAACAUCUGAAUAACGAGCAUGCGUUAGAUGACCGGAGUACGGCCCAGUGCCGAGUGCAGAUGCAAGUAGUUCAGCAGCUGGAACUGCAGUUAGCAAAAGACAAAGAACGUCUGCAAGCUAUGAUGACUCACCUACAUGUCAAGUCCACAGAACCCAAACCCACCCCACAGCCUCUCAACCUGGUUUCCAAUGCCACACUGUCCAAGACGGCCCCCGGAGCAUCGCCGCCCCUCAGCCUGCCUCAAACACCAACCACACCCACCACCCCACUCACACCGCUCUCCCAGGCCCACUCGGUCAUCACACCCACCAGCCUGCACAGUGUCGGACCCAUUCGCCGACGCUACUCCGACAAAUACAACAUGCCCAUAUCGCCAGAUAUUGGCCAAAACAAGGAGUUCUACAUGAACACAGACGUGCGCCCUCCUUUCACAUACGCAUCAUUAAUACGGCAGGCGAUACUUGAGUCACCAGAAAAACAGCUAACACUAAAUGAGAUAUACAACUGGUUCACGCGAAUGUUUGCAUAUUUCAGGCGGAAUGCAGCUACCUGGAAGGGUGCUGUGCGCACUAACCUCUCCCUACACAAGUGCUUUGUAAGAGUCGAGGAUGACUUUGGGUCCUUUUGGACCGUAGACAACGAAGAGUUUAAAAGGGGCCGCCACAUUCAGCGAGGUCGCCCCCGGAAGCACAGCGUCGACAACAUCUAUGACAAGCUACUUGUACAGAGUCCUGCUCUAGUAAAAAACAUUCAGACCAGUUUGGGAUACGGUCCUGUCCUCCCGGCUUCCUUCCAGGCUUCGAUGGCCGAAAACAGCAUACCUCUAUACACUACCGCUUCCAUCGGAAGCCCCACUCUUAACUCGCUUGCCAGUGCUAUCCGAGAGGAGAUGAAUGGGGCCAUGGACCACGGCAACAGCAACGGUAGUGACAGCAGUCCCGGGCGCUCCCCUCUUUCAGCUAUGCAUCACAUUAGCGUUAAAGAAGAACCACUGGACCCAGAGGAGCACGAAGGGCCGCUCUCCUUAGUGACAGCCAAUCACAGUCCAGACUUUGAUCACCAUAGAGAUUAUGAGGACGACCACGGGAACGAGGACAUGCUGUAAGGCUGCUUUCCCUCGGGUCCUCUCCAAAGGGGCCAAACUUAAACUGAAAUCAUCUGUGAGACCACUCCCAACCUAGCAAGUCCGACUGGAUUCCCAGUCCCUUUUGUUGACAGCUAUUAAAAAAAAAAAAUUCCAAUUUACUCUUAGUGCCAUUAAUCAUGAGAUAUACAUGAGAUAAGAAAAAAAAAAAGAACUAUUCCAUUUGGGAGUAUUUUUCAGUUGUUUUUACUUUUUUGGGUUAAAGACAAAGACCAAGCACGUAAUUUCUACUUGCGUCCAGUAAAGGAGCCAUUUGGUACUGGGGGACUACUACUUCACAUUGCCUGGUCUGAUGGCAUUGAGGCCAGAGCGGACAUGAAUGAGAAAAACGCGCGCAGAGAAAAGACUGCCACUUUUGCCCUCGAAGUUCAACACUGAUUUACAAACUACAGAAGAGUGCACACUUGAAUCAUUAGCCCCCAAACAGACACUGAUGCGGAGCAUGUGGGCGCGGGUGUACGUGAUUUCAGUUCAAUGACACUGCCUUCAAAUCAGCUUGGGUUGCUUUCAACCUCAGUGUUGCCUCCAAACUCAGUCUGAUGUUUUGAUGGCAAAAUAAUACUUUUAUUUUUCAUUCUUUUUGUUCUUUUUUUUGUCCCCCUGAUUUGUCCUAUGCUCUUAUUUGCUAUAUAAUUUGACUUUGUUUUCUGUACCUGAUCAGACCUCAUGCUCAUUGUUGUAGAGAUUCUGUACGAUCUGCACUUGAUGAUGAAUGUGUAUAGUUUCUUUCCAUGAUGUUUCAUUUCUCCUUUCCUCUCCAUUAUUUAAUGGGAAACAGAAUGUCAAAUUUACCAUGUAGUAUUUUCUGUCAUUUAUUCCACAUUUCAGAUCACCAUCACACUGUCACAUUGCUCACUGUCUCUCUCUCUCUCUCUCUCUCUCUCUCCCACAUACACUCACACACACACGCAGGCAGACACACACACACACAGUCCAUCUGCAUAUGCACUCCUCGUAAUGAAGGCUUUUUCCACGCAUCAAUGAAGUUUAAUUUUCACAAGGGAAUGAAUGACAGAGAAAUCAACGCAGGUUACGACUUGUCCUUAUGAAAUACCUUCUGAAAUCCCCUCUCAUUGCAGUGUGUUAGCUGCAGCCGAAUCACUGAUCAAAACACUGGUGCGAAAGUGGGGGGAAAGAAAAAAUUUAAAUGUCAGAAUACAAUGAAGCAGUGGCAGAGAUAAUUUUUCUCUUUCUUUUUUUCCCCCCAUUCUGUAAUUUAUGGACUGUCGGGUUAAGGUUAGAGGACUUUAAAGUGCAUUCCCUGUUGUUUUAAUGUCUUGUUUGCCCACAUCAAUGAUAAGCCCACUCCCUCUCUUAUUAGCAGUUGUUAGUAAUUACACAUGAGAUAAAAAGGUUUAAGGGAUUACAAGCCACGGUUGGCAUUAGAAGCCAUGACCACUAAGCAUUACAGCAUCAGGGGCAGCCCACUAUGACCACAUGUUUCCUGCCACAUUACCUUGGAAACCAGAAUGAAGUCAAUUUCAGGCUCACAUUAAAAACAUCCACGGUACAGUGUCGGAGACGGGGACGGGAGGGGGGUGGUAAGGGGACGUCAGAGGGGGUGUGUAAGGGGUGCUGGGCAGCAAUAAGCAGCCGCUCUCAUUUCCAAUUGCCUGCCGAUUCAUCCAAAAUAGCGAAACGUUUCCAGUCUGUAACACCAAGAAGCGAAUUAGAAAUUAGAAGCGACUUAACCAAAUUUUUAUGCAUCUUGAUUUAUGACUGCAACCAACCACUCUUUUUAAUUUAUUAUUUGUUUUUAUUAUUGCUUUAAUUAUUUUUUUUCCUUGUUUUUGAGUUGUUGAUGUGUCUGUUACCGGUGACUACCAAAGAUAAAUGACAAGUUAAAAAAAAAAAAAAAAAGAUGUUCUAUGUUCCAUGCAAUAGCAAAACAAAAGGCCAAAUAUCCAAAUAUCCUCCCCAUGCAGUGCAAAAGAGGGAUAAGAACAGUGUAAGGGUUUGGGUGAAUAAAUGAGUGAGCUGUUUAACUUUGCUUAAAAGUUUAAAAGCCAAAGGGGUUGUUUAAGGGGCAGCUGCAAGUUUUUCUUUUUCUUUCUUUCUUUCUUUCUUUCUUUCUUUCUUUUUUUUUUUUGCCUUUGACCAAAUGGGAAAUGGGAGAGAAUAUGUUGAAUAAACACAUGACCAUAUCAUAGUGCUGUUCUCUCUGCACCAAGCUGAGGUUAAAGUAAAAGAAGGUUUGUCUUUGUAAAAGUGUCUGGAUUAAGUAUAAAGGCUAGUAAGUGAAAUACACGAUGGGGAAAGGAUUUAAAUAACACAACAAUGGACCAGUUUUCUCUCUCUCUCUCUCUCUCUCUCUCUCUCUCUCUCUCUCUCUCUCUCUCUCUCUCGGGUUGUUUUAAUGUUCGGAUUAGAUUGUAUGCCACUUACUAUGUGAAUCCAGUUGUUUCUUCUUAAACAUUGCAAAUGCUUUAUGAUUGUGUUUUAAAGUUUUUAUAUCAACUUUGUUUUUACAUUAAAACCAAACACUCCUGUCGACUAAUAAGCUGGGUACAAGGUACUUUAAUGGCAGUUUUGUUGUUUGUUUGUUUGUUUUGUUUUGUUUUGUUUUUCAUGAUAAACUCUGGAAAUCAUUUGAUUCACAGAAAAUAAACCACACGGGGCGGGCAGCUGUCGACGGGCUGAAAGCAGUCAGAGUGUGAAAGACAUGCGCUCAUCGUGCGCUAAUCCAAAUCUCUUAGCGUUAAUGUGGGAGAAAGAGGAUAAGCAGGUAGAUAAGAUCAUCUUCCGCAUGUGUAGCUCAACAUUACUAAAGUGAAGCAGCAUGAGAAAACUGUUAGUACGCAUACCUCAGUUCAGACCUAUAGGGAAUGAUUAAACAAAGAGAAAAAGGAAAAAAAAAAAAAAAGAGAUUCCAUUUCACUCUGUUGCACUUAGUUGUAUGUCCUGCAUGUUUAGUCUAAAACUGUAGCAAAUGAUAUUUUAAGAAAGAGUUUUAAAAAAAAAAAAUGAUAUAAAAAUGCAAAAAACCUACUUGUUUAUCUUGAAGGUCUCAUGUUUUUUUGUGUUUUUUUAAAAAAAAAAAAAACCAAUUCAAACCUCAGGCCUGUUUUGUUUUCCUUAAAGAAAAGUCAAAUCUUUCUCGAAGGUUUUUUCUUUUAGUUUUUGAGGCAUGGUAUACUGUCUUAGACGCCUUCACGUGUGGGCUUUUAUUCCCGUAGGUUGUACAUAACACCACAUUAUAUCCGUGUGUGCUUUCUUGUUUUCUUUUUUUUUCUUUUUUUUUUCCUUUUUUUUUUUCUUUAAAAAGAACAAAAAUGUUUGUAAUGCCAUGUUUGCUUUAUCAUUCGAACUGCUUUGUACUGACUAUUAAAAAAACAAAAAAAAAAAACAAA
This is a messenger RNA of Hemibagrus wyckioides, 6263 nucleotides long. It is a transcript of the gene foxp1b, whose product is annotated as forkhead box P1b. Gene Ontology annotation, molecular function: DNA-binding transcription repressor activity, RNA polymerase II-specific; RNA polymerase II cis-regulatory region sequence-specific DNA binding. Lineage: Eukaryota; Metazoa; Chordata; Actinopteri; Siluriformes; Bagridae. The record is from RefSeq and is a predicted model, not a curated record. Bases 832 to 2874 code for a protein of 680 amino acids. The transcript has 21 exons. Gene Ontology annotation, cellular component: nucleus. Gene Ontology annotation, biological process: regulation of transcription by RNA polymerase II.